AUGGGGACUACAGGACUUCAGUUCACGUUAUGGCUCAUCUACCUGACGCUGCUGGUCAGCUCACUCACUCAGACUGGUAAUUCAUCUCACAUCGGCCGAGUGUGCACGACUUGGGGACACUAUCACUGGAAGACCUUUGAUGGAGAGUUCUUCCAGCUUGCCUCUACUUGUAACCAUGUUGUGGCAUCACAGUGUAAAGGCAGCUAUGAGAAUUUCAACAUCCAGAUGAGACGCAAAAUAGUCAACGACAUCCCUACUAUCAGCAAGAUCAUCAUCAAGCUGGAAGGUUCUGUGGUGGAGCUGUCCAGCAGUGCUGUGAUUUUCAAUGGCAAGACCGUGUCACUGCCAAUGGUCUCAUUCGGGGUGACUAUUAAGGGGUCCACAUCCAGUAUCAUUGUUGAAACUAAGCUGGGAAUCAGAUCUGUCUGGAACCUGGAUGACUCUCUGGAUCUUGAAAUAGAUGACAAAUACCAGAACCAGAUCUGUGGACUGUGUGGAGACUUUGACGGUGUAGCCAAUGAGUUGGUGAAAGACGGAGUUUCACUGUCUGUGUCAGACUAUGCUGAGGCCUACAAGGUGAAUGAGGCAACAGAGACCUGUGAGGAGCCUGAGCUCAACCCAGUCCUGAGCUGUGGAGAUAAGAAAUUCUGUGAGCAGUUCUUCUCCAGUGAUCCAUUCAGCAGUUGCCAAAACCUUCUGGAUUUGGAAUCCUUCAGUAAAGCCUGCAUGGCUGAUAUGUGCAACUCUAAAGACAACACUGACUCUGUCCUCUGUAAAACCAUCUCAGAGUUCUCCAGAGAGUGUGUCCAUGCAGGCGGCAAGCCCCAACCAUGGAGGAAUACUACUUUUUGUUGUAAGGAUACUAACAAUUAA
This is a messenger RNA of Scomber japonicus (chub mackerel), 873 nucleotides long. RefSeq names its product mucin-5AC-like. Gene Ontology annotation, cellular component: extracellular matrix. The transcript has 6 exons. The record is from RefSeq and is a predicted model, not a curated record. Bases 1 to 873 code for a protein of 290 amino acids. Lineage: Eukaryota; Metazoa; Chordata; Actinopteri; Scombriformes; Scombridae.